ACUCCACCAACAUCACGUCGAAUCACACGAUCUGCCCUUCGUUCUAACCGUUGAGAUUUCGUGCACAAGAUCAUACUACUAUCAUCAACAAUGCCUCCCAAGAAGUCUACCACCGCUUCCACUAAGAAGGCUGCUGCCGCCGCCCCGGCACAUGGCUCUUACAUCGAUAUGGUCAAAGAUGCUAUCAUCAACCUCAAGGAGCGCAACGGAUCAAGCCGUCAAGCUAUUCAGAAGUACAUCAAGGCCAACAACAGCCUAGGCAACCCUACAGAUGCCAUGUUUAAGAGCCGCGUCAACGGCGCCAUCCGUAAGGGUCUUGAAAGCGGUGACUUCAGCUUCCCCAAGGGCCAAAAGUCCGGGAGCAUAAAGCUUGCUAAGAAGGACGCAAAGGAGGCCAAGCCUGCCGCUGCGAAGAAGGAGAAGGCCGAGCCCAAGGUUGAGAAGAAGACUGCCGCCCCCAAGGCUAAGAAGGCCACCGCUACCAAGGCCAAGGCCACCACCACCAAGAAGGCGCCCGCAGCUAAGAAGGAGACUAAGGCUACCAAGGCCGCUACUCCCAAGAAGGAGACGAAGACCAAGGCUGCCGCCGCAAAGCCUAAGGCUAACGCCAGCAAGCCCCGCAAGGCCGCCGAGGCACCUGCAGUUCCCAAGGAGGACUUUGCGGUCCUGAGCAAGACCAAGUCCGGUCGCGUCACCAAGACGAAGGCAGCUGCACCUACCAAGAAGGCACCCGCAAAGAAGGCGGCCAAGGCAGCACCUAAGAAGACGACCCCAGCGAAGAAGGCGGCUGAGACUAAGAAGACUACGCCCAAGCGCGCAACGCCCAAGAAGACCGCGUCUUGAGUGCGCUGAGUUGAGUCUGGAUGGGUGUUGCUGCUGUGUAUAUCUUUGCUUCAUUUCUCUAGGGAAGGGAUGGUAGGGAACUGUGUGAUAUACCCGUUCUGGCACAGGAUGGGAUGGGCUGGGUGAACUUGAGGGGCGUAUAGGCGUUCACGGAUGGGACUGGGCAUGGUGUACACUUUUCCUUUUUAUUUUGGAGGGAUCAUGAUCAACAAUGAAUACCAAAUUUUAACUUCA
Messenger RNA from Paraphaeosphaeria sporulosa, 1077 nucleotides. RefSeq lists its product as uncharacterized. Gene Ontology annotation, cellular component: nucleosome. Lineage: Eukaryota; Fungi; Ascomycota; Dothideomycetes; Pleosporales; Didymosphaeriaceae. The coding region runs from base 91 to 843 and encodes 250 amino acids. Gene Ontology annotation, molecular function: DNA binding; structural constituent of chromatin. The record is from RefSeq and is a predicted model, not a curated record. Gene Ontology annotation, biological process: nucleosome assembly. The transcript is spliced from 6 exons.